UCCAGAAACGGUCACAUUCGCUCAAAAUUUCGUACGGUCGUGGGUGGCGCAUCGCGUGUAGCUGCCAAUUAAACAAAUGCAAAAUACUGUACAAGCGCCAGUCCAACCGAGCAAAUAGCAAAUAGCGAGUGGAGCUCGCAGACACCAAAAACACAAGCGGAGACGUUGUUUUUGUUGUUAUUGCGUUUUGCUGCUUGCAACGCCCCCAGAAUCGGAAAAUCUCUAUGCACAACUCAGUGAGUGCGCGCGGGUGUUUUUCCUAAAUCAUAGCUGGGAAGGUUUGCAUGCCACCAAACCUAGCAGGCAGCACCUUCACCGUACCAUAAACCCACCGUUAGCCCUAAAAAAUGGCAGUCAAGUAAGCAGCAAAAGAAACAGUCCAAAACAACUGUGUCAGCAAAGCGGCAACAACCAACAACUUUUAAAGAAAGGACACAACAUAAAACAAUACAGCUUAGAGCUCCGAAAAGAACAAAAUCUGUGGCUUGGAGGCGGUGCAUUGCAACCGCCGCAGGCUCUUUUUUUCUAUACAAUCCGUGGCAGGGCGGCUAACGAUCACGCAUUGUUGGAGAGGAAUUGAUGACACUUCUCGGGCCUAGCGCCCCUGGCAUGGCCUUUAUGAUGAAAAAGAAAAAGUACAAGUUCAAUGUGGAAGUGCAGUUGCAGGAUUUAGUGGAGGUGGCCCUGGUAAAUGAGGUUUUGUUUGCCAAGAUACGACUGCUCGAUGGCGGGUCCUUUCAAGAGUACAGUAGUCGAGAGGAUGUGCGUAACCAUCGCGUGGAGUGGAACCGCAGCUUUGAGUUCCCCUGCAAGAUGAGUGCGAAUGCCUCGACCGGUGUCCUUGAUCCCUGUCACUUGCGCAUCUCGAUACGCAAGGAGAUGAAGGGCGGACGCAGUUACUAUAAGCUGGGUUUUAUUGACCUCAAUCUUGCCGAGUUUGCCGGUGCCGGGCUUACCUCGCGUCGCUUUCUCCUUGAGGGCUACGACUCCCGUCAUCGCCUGGACAACUCGAUGCUGCGGGUGAGCAUCAAGAUGCACAUGCUGAGCGGCGAUAUUCUCUUCAAGGCACCCACGCCCAGCCUAAAGAGCAAGCAGAGCAAACCCUCAAUGGAUGAUUUGGCCAACGCAGCCACCGGAGUGGGUUUGCAGACACCGACAGCCACGGCUUUGCCCAGCAUAGGCAGCGGCAGUGGCGGUUCGGCCAUUCCCUUGGGCGGCAGUGGAGCCACAUUGGGUGGAGUACCCAGCAAUCAGUCGCUGCCGGGAACAAGGCCCGUGUCCACCACAAAAGAAGAGGAGUUCGACGCACAGGCGCUGCUAGCGGCCAUUGUGACGGAUUCCGGGCUGUCAGAGUCCUCGGAAUCGGCGGUGACGUUGACCACGGACAAUCUGCAGCAACAUGCCGCCGCUGCUGCUUCAAAUGCCACCGCCACUACGCCGGUGACACAGGCAAUUCCUGGCCUGGGGACAAUCGGCAGCAACAACUACGGGACAACAGGUGUGGGCAUUGGGUUCUCUGGAGGCGGCAACGCCACACUGAUGGAGAUGGGUCAUUCCAGGAAUUCCAGUAAUACUAGUCAAAUGUCAAAAGGUUCGGGUUAUAGUAGUUUUUCGCACAGUCAGCAUUCAAGGCAGAGUUCCGAGGGCGAUUCGGGACAUGCUAGUCGUUUUAGAAAAUCCGUUUCUCUUCUCAAUAGACUUAAUCAGAGAGCAAUAAAUGCCAUGAAAUUGAGUAUUCCUCACGGUCGUCAUUGCGGUCAGAAGGCUUCUCCGGAUCCUGUCCUGCCAGUGGUCCCCAAGAACCAUCAUGUCCAGACCACCACCACCACCCAUCUCACCCUCAGCACCACAAUUGAGUACGCCAGCGAGGAGCAGCUCUAUCAGACUCCGAACGCCACCAUGAACAGCACAGGUCAGGAGACAUUGACCUUUGAGGACUUCCGCACCCCCAUGGCCGAGAUUGGUCCUCCCCAGUUCCAUCCCCUGGGUGGGGGAACACCCUGCUCCACCUACCGCAGUGCGGGAUCUCCGUCCCAUGCCACACAGUAUUAUGACAGCGGCGAGGCAAGCGACACGGACGAGUACCUCAACGAGGACUCGGGUGACAAUGACUCCGGCUUGGAGGAAAACUACCAUACGCCGCGCGUGGCCAAGAUCAAGUCAAUGGAGAAUCUAUCCAUUCUGGAGAUGGAGUUCCACAAGGCCUCCAUGGAGCUGGAUCGCAACUCGCCGCGGCGACUCAAACAGCUGGCGGAGCGUGCCCAGAUACCCAAGAUGAAGUCGCUGAAUAAUCUCGUCUUCGACGAGUAUGCGGAGCAGGCGGUGCGCGAGGAGUUCCAGCGCAUGCACGAACAGUCGUUGGAGGAGCGUCUGCGCUUCCAGCAGCACCAUCAUCUGCGCAAGAACUCCACCGCCUCGAACGGAUCGGCGGGAAAGCUGUUCGUGAAGCACUUUAGCCAUCAGAGCCAUCACCACACUAAGGUGGGCAACGCCAAGUUCAUCGGUCAGGAUGGCGGUAACGACAGUCCACAGUCGGCGCAGUAUCCCAUCCAGAAGAUGCGGUCUAUGGGCACCAUACCCGACAUUGUUAGUGAGCGCAUCGAGGCGGACCCAUUCCUCACGCCGACCACCGAACGAAAACCGAAUUUCCCGCGCCUCAUCCAGUCGGCGGAGAAGCCGGCUCUGGGCAGUAGCUAUGUGAACCGUCUGCUUACCUACGAUGUGGUGGACUCGCCGGCAGAAUCGUUUGCCAGCUCAAUGCCCUUCAUGUCGCGCACACCCUUCGAGCGAGCCUAUCGGCGCAACAUCCUGCAGGGCAGCUCCUCGACACCCCUGGCCAACCAGGAGGCCUUUGCGGCGCGGCCACAUUCCACGAAUGCUGCCUACGAGCUAAUGAGAAGCUUCAGUGGAGUUCCCCGUCGCCUCUUUGACGGUAGCAAUGGAAGCAACAGCACUAAUGGCCAGAACAGCGGCAACAUGGGAGCUGUCAGCAGCAGUAAUAGCGGCGGCGGCGGCAACAGGCAGCAACCAACCUCUGGCUACGCUUUGGGUUCAUCUAAUGCCAAUUGUUCGCCCUGCGGGACCCUGGCCAGCAUCCAUUCGAACCAUUCGGCCUCCUCCUCGAAUGGCAGCAACAGCAGCAGCAGCGGAGCAGUCAUCACCUUCCAGUGCAACGCCGCCAUGAGUGCUCAGGACACAGUGGAUGCCCCCACCACCAACCAGCAGAUGACAGUUGGCUCGCCCAAUGGCCACCACCACCAGCAGCAUGGCAGCAGUCCCCGGAUGGGCAACGUUGCCUCCGGCGAUGCCCUUAGCUCGCUGGCCGCCAGUCCCACGGAUGCCUGUAGCAUUCGUUCGAAUCCAUCAGCUGCCUCGCUACUACUUUCCACCUCGGCAGCAGCCGCCGAGGCGUCUGCGAUGGCUGUGACGGGAGCCACACUUUCGCCGCUAGCCACAACCCAGAUAAUACGCCGCCCCAGCGUCACCAUGAUGAAUCCCAGUUCCGGCUCGUUAGUUAUAAGUGAAACAGGAUCUCUAGAUCGCACGAAAAGCAGUGGCGAGAAGCGCAAAAAGGGCGCACUGGAUGAUGGGCCCCGCGUUUCCGAUCGAGUGGAGGAGACGCGGGUCAAUCCAAAUUCGUUAAUCGAUGAGAUUCUAAAGGAUACCAAGCUGGAUCAGCUGGAGGAGUCGGCAGAAACCUCUGGCCUUCAGCUAUAUAUCGCAAGGGACGGCACCGCCUCGUUGGGCGGACACGAGGUCAAGUCCAGCGUGAGAGCGGGGGCCCUGAAGCAGGUGGUCAUGCAGGACAGAAGAUAGUAGCGUCCCCAAAAACUGUGUUUUGUAAAAUGUAUUAGAAGACUAACUCUGAGCGAGCAGAAAUCGGAAAUAGUUUAGAUUUAUGCAAAAAUCCAUUUAUUUGCUAACAACAAAAGUGAGAAAAAUGCGGAAGCGCUAUAUAUGAGUAUAUAUACAUAUAUAUAUAAAUGUAUGUCAUGUCGAAAACUACACUACUAUGAAUGUAAUUAACUAGCUAUAUAUGCUUAUAUAUACCAAUAUGCAUAAACAUUUGUAUGUCACAUAGAUAUGUUAACAGACAGCAGUCGCCCUCCGAUUGGAGGCUUCAUUUCGGCCAGUGUUUUGUGCUCGUGGAAUUAGAAGAAAAAACCAAAUAAGAAAUUAACUAAGUGCAUGCAAAAUUUAAUCGCAAAAAAGUAGAGGAGAAAUCUUAUAAAAUUUACAAUUGCGAGCCAUUUGAUUUUCGCUUUCAUAUAUUCAACAACAACAAAAAAUAAUCAAAACAAAUUGCAACCAGAACAGUUACAUGCCAUACACACAAAAUACACAAAUGCUUCGAUAUCAUAGGCCCAAGUCGUAAUAAUCAUCGAAAUAUCAGUCGAAAUCGUGGAGAGCUGAGCAAGUUUCUCAUUUACCGAAAUUCAUACCGAAAAAGGCAUUUUAAUUUUGAUGACAACAUGCUUUCAUCAAAGACCUUAUAAUAACAAGAUGCAUAACGGGUGGCUCUAAAAUCCUAUGCCGUUACCCAUCUUUUUAUUACAAGGCCUUUGCUUUCACUUUACUUUUGCCUCAUCCAUUGUUGUACAUUGCUAACUUGUAUUCUUAGCUCGUAGUUAGCCUUUUAAAAACUUUCGUAAAUCAAUAAUGCAAAUCACUAUAAGUUUCAACGUUUGAUGUAUGUAAAAACAAAACAAAAAAAAAAAAUUAAGGAGAAAAUAAGAAAUCUGAGUUUAUUAUUUUGUAUGAUAUAGAAUGCAUACCAAACCAGCACUGAAAAAUCAAGAAAUCUGUUGUUGGGAGUGUGAAAAAAACAAAAGAAAUGCAAUUAGUUAUUAGCUAUAGUUUACGUUGAUAAUGUCUGUGUAAUAUUGCUUUAGUUAUUUUUUGAUAAUUUGUAAAAAGAGCGACGGAGUACCGAGAAACUCCAGGUUAGUUUUUUAAAACUGUACAUGCAAAAGAGAAGGAAAAACAAACAAAAUAAAUACGAAAUCCA
Molecule: messenger RNA, 5008 nt
Organism: Drosophila kikkawai
Lineage: Eukaryota; Metazoa; Arthropoda; Insecta; Diptera; Drosophilidae
Product: early estrogen-induced gene 1 protein
Source: RefSeq, a predicted model, not a curated record